AUGAGUACCAGCCAAGGCCCUUCUCAAGUUUUUUGUGGGUCCCUCAGGGGUAGUUCAGGGUGUGGUUUGGCCCAGCAAGGAACUUCUUACAGACCUUCAAGUGCAGAUGGUGGUGCCAGCAGCACACAUACCUCUUUCUGCUCUGCCAGACCCCUCUGGCUGGCUACUGGAGGAGAGGCACCUUGGGGAGGCUUCAGCUUCAGCGAGCACCAUGGGGAAAGCAUCUUCCUGGGUGGGAAUGAGAAACAGACUAUGCAAAACCUGAAUGACCGUUUGGCUGCCUAUCUGGACAAGGUCCGCUCCUUAGAAGCAGCUAAUGCUCAGCUGGAAAGCUGCAUCCUGGAGUGGCACAAGACAAAGUCUCACGGAAAGAGGCAUGACUUCAACCAAUACGAGCAAAACGUCACUGACAUGCAAAGACAGAUUGAGGAUGGCAAGAUCACCAAUGCCAGUAUCCUUUUACAAAUUGAUAAUGCUAACAUGGCAUCUGAAGACUUCAGGCUCAAGUAUGAAGCAGAGAAGUCUCGCAGGCAGGGAGUGCAGCUUGAUGUUGAGAACCUGCGUAAGGAGCUCGACGGCCUGACCAUUGUUACAACAGAUCUGGAAAUGGAAAUUGAGGGUUUAAGAGAAGAGCACAUCCUCAGGAGGAAAGGCCAUGAGGAGGAUAUGGAAGCAAAUCGCUCAUCACAAGACUUCAAAGUCAAUGUAAAAGUAAAUGCAGCACCUCCUGAAGACUUAGCCAAGAUUCUAGCAGAAAUAAGAGAAGAUUAUGAAGCCAUAAUUGAAAAGAAUCGUCAAAGCCUGGACAGUUGGUACAAAGAACAGAGCGCAGCUGUGUCUCUGGCAGCAACCCCUAAUCCCGAACAGAUACAGCAGCGCAAUGAGAAUGAGAUCAAGGAUCUAACACGUACUUUGCAGUCCCUGGACAUCGAGCUGCAGGCACAGAUGAGCAAGAAACACAUGCUGGAAGACACCUUGGCUGAGACUCGGAAUUACUAUGCUCUUGCACUUCAAAACAUGCAGCAGAUCAUCUCCAAAUGUGAGGAAGAGCUAAGCCAGGUUCGUCACGACAUUAAGCGGCAAAAUAACCAAUACAAGGUUCUUCUUGGGAUCAAAACUCGCCUGGAGAAGGAAAUUUCCACUUAUCGCCUGCUGCUAGAAGGGAAUGUUGACGGGAUAGCAAGAAAAUCUGAAUCAAAAGCCAAAGGUAAAAGUCCCUUAUUUUGUUCUCUAUAG
Cariama cristata (Red-legged seriema) is the source of this 1236-nucleotide messenger RNA. It is a transcript of the gene KRT23, whose product is annotated as keratin 23 (histone deacetylase inducible). The transcript is spliced from 7 exons. Gene Ontology annotation, molecular function: structural molecule activity. The coding region runs from base 1 to 1236 and encodes 411 amino acids. Lineage: Eukaryota; Metazoa; Chordata; Aves; Cariamiformes; Cariamidae. The record is from RefSeq and is a predicted model, not a curated record.